AUGAAAUUCUCAACCGUUAUUUUCUUGAUCGUUGCACUUUUGGCUUCAAUUGCAUUCUCUGCUCCUUCCGAAUUCAAAAAGGAUGAUGACUUUAAAAAAGUUUGUAAAGACAUCGUAUUCAAAAAACCUGUCGAUGGUAUCAUUUAUAAGAUUAAUAGCACCCAAGUCGCAGAUUUUGUUCUCCCCGAAGAAUGCAUUAAAAAAUUCGGUGAUUAUUUGAGGACUACUGUCGAAAUUUUCAGUAUAGGUGCCAACGCAGUUGUAGAUACUAUCGUUGAAUUUGAAGAG
Molecule: messenger RNA, 288 nt
Organism: Funneliformis mosseae
Lineage: Eukaryota; Fungi; Glomeromycota; Glomeromycetes; Glomerales; Glomeraceae
Source: the annotation of a GenBank genome assembly